AUGUUAUUUUCUUUUAGUGGGUAUAACAUCUCACUAUAUAUAACGCAAAUAAUGGAGAGGGGAUCCUUCAUGUUAUUUAUCAUCCGUCAGCUACAAAAUGGAACCAGCUAUUGUUAUAUCUUCCAAAUGCAUUUUUCCUAUGCCUAGCCUUGAAGGAAAGAUUAGGGUCACGCUCACCGACAAGAAACAUCAUCCUAUAACUUGCAGGAUUGGAAAUAUUGAUGAUGCACAACAAAAAACAUUCUUCGGGAGAAAGAGCUUCCCUCCUGGAUUUGUCUUUGGUGCUGCAACUUCUGCUUACCAGGUGGAGGGAGGAGCCAAUGAAGGAGGAAAAGGAAAGAGCAUAUGGGACACUUUCACGCAUAAUCAUCCAGAUAAGAUUGCUGAUCAUCAGAAUGGAGACGUAGCGGUGGAUUCAUAUCACAGAUACAAAGAAGACAUAAAAAUUUUGAAGGAUAUGGGAGCUGAUGCCUACAGAUUUUCCAUUGCUUGGUCAAGGAUAUUGCCAAAGGGUAAUUUAGCUGGUGGGAUUAAUCAUGAGGGAAUUGAUUACUACAACAAUCUCAUAAAUGAACAAAUAGAAAAUGGUAUAAAGCCCUUUGUGACAAUCUUUCACUGGGAUGUGCCACAAGCAUUAGAAGAUAAAUAUGGAGGGUUCUUGGAUAGAGAAAUUGUGGAUGACUUCAAGGACUACUGUGAAGUAUGUUUCAAGGAAUUUGGAGAUAGAGUUAAAAAUUGGGUCACAGUAAAUGAGCCAUGGUCUUUUAGUACCCUUGGUUAUGGACUUGGAUAUCAUGCACCAGGUCGAUGCUCUCAGGAUUUGGGUUGUCAAUCUGGUGACUCGUUGAGGGAGCCAUAUACUGUCAGCCAUAACCUCAUCUUAGCCCAUGCUGUAGCUUUCAGACUUUAUAACGAUAAGUUUAAGGAUGUUCAGAAAGGAGAAGUUGGUAUUUCUCUUAUCUCUUAUUGGUUCAAGCCAUACUCCAACUGCCGGCCUGAUUAUGAAGCAGCAAUUAGAUCUCUUGACUUCAUGCUUGGAUGGUACAUGGAACCAUUAGCAUUUGGAGAUUAUCCAUUUAUCAUGAGGGCAGUUGUAAAGGAUAGACUUCCCUACUUUACAGAUGAGGAGACUGAGAUUGUUAAAGAUUCUUAUGAUUUUAUAGGUGUCAAUUAUUACACAACAAGAUAUGCUCGCAAUAUACCAAGCUCGCAGAACUUUAUCCCGGAAGUCAAUUUACAAGAAGCAUAUGCUAGUAAAGUAGGGAAGAAGGACAAUGUUCCCCUUGGAAAAUUGGAAGGAACAUGGAUUUAUGUAUAUCCUGAAGGACUGAAGGAACUUCUAUUGGAGCUGAAGAAUAGAUACAACAAUCCUAAGAUUUAUAUCACUGAAAAUGGAACUUGUGAGCUGGAUGAUUCUACGAAUAUUUUGACACUGGAAGAAGCACUUCACGAUGAGGAAAGAAUAGAAUACUAUGCUCUUCACCUUGCCAGUGUUAAAAAGGCAAUCAGGUGUGGAGUCAAUGUGAAGGGAUUCUUCGCAUGGUCUCUUCUGGACAACUUUGAAUGGAAUGGGGGUUACACAAACCGCUUUGGGUUGACAUACAUAGACUACAAAAACAACCUCAAACGCUACCCAAAGAAGUCCAACAAAUGGCUUACCAACUUCCUUAAGGUUUAACUUCUUAUCUUGGGGAGGGAGGUCGUUUCAUUUUCCAAAAGUUAGUCAAAUAGGACUUUUAGUGUAAUGAAGACAAUGGUUAACUAAGAAAAAAAACACUAUGGUAGCUCUUCUAUAUUGUUAGUAUCCAAAUAAAAAUCAUUAUCCUUGAUGUAAACUCAAUGUAUUUUGUUUCAAUUCAAGAUUGAAUUAUUCAUUGGAAUGUUUGGGUUUUAAGUUUGUUAUAUGCAUUAGAUACACAUGGCAGUCUCCAUGAGGAGUUUCAGUCAGAAAAGAAAGGGGUAGGGAUUAAUAGUUCCUCUUUAUACUAGUUUUAUCAGUAUGGAUCCAAUUUAAGCUCCAUUUUCUGAUGAACUAUGAGUUUUAUUAUCCUAAGGAGAACUAAACACAGUCAUAAAAGAUGCAUGCAAGAUAGUAAAGGACAAUUUAUCUACAACUACAGAGCGCGAGGCAUGAGACGUAAAAAUUCCAAAAAGCUAACACCCCAUUUGAUUACGUAACGACAUUAACAAGGACCAUGACUCAUAACAAAGAUGUAAACCAAAAAUUAACGGAUCAAUCUGUGGUUUCUCAUGAACUUCUCCAUUCAAUGAGCACGGGAACAGCACAAGACACAGGCUAAAAGGUUAUAGUGCACUAACACAUAUAUCUCAAAGUUGAUAUAAGAUCACCUUUGUUGUCUGCAGUAGGAAAAACAAUAAAGUCUCUAUCUAUUGACAACUUUUGAUAAUAAUUUUGGAAACAGAGGCAAACUUAGUCCAUAGAUCGAGUCAGAUAGUGAUUGAGGCUUUGGAGAAAGUCUGUUGACAUCUAAAUGGCUUAAUUGCACUUAAAUACCCUAUAGUUUCCUGUACUUUGCACAUAUUUAACCUCAUUGUUUAUGGCAAUGGUAAUGCCCUAAAGUUUUUUAAAUUUGCACUUUGCUACCCGUGGCAAUGCAAACAUCUAAUUUUAGAACAUUUUAACUCUUAGUUGUUAAAUUUUCUUUUAAAACCUAUCAAAAUUUUUUAAAAUUAGAAUUAGGAGGGGUAUAAAUUGGAAUUAUGUUAGUUCUAACAGUAAAUUUAACAAAAAUUAAGGCUUAAAAAGUUCUAGAAUUGGCAUGUGAAUAUCGCGUGCUCAGGAGAAAUUCUCACAUUUGCAUAAUUGAGGAUAUUAAAGUGCAAAUUUUAAAACCUUAAGGGUAUAUAAACGCUGCCAAAAACAAUUGAGGGUAUAUAAGUGCAAAGUUGGAGAAACUAUAGGGUAUAUAAGUGCAUGUAAGCCCAUCUAAAUAUUUAAGCAUGUACAUUUAGGUAAAAAUUCUAGAAUUGGCAUGUGAAUAUCGCGUGCUCAGGAGAAAAUUCUCACAUUUGCAUAAUUGAGGAUAUUAAAGUGCAAAUUUUAAAACCUUUAGGGUAUAUAAACGCUGCCAAAAACAAUUGAGGGUAUAUAAGUGCAAAGUUGGGGAAACUAUAGGGUAUAUAAGUGCAUGUAAGCCCAUCUAUAUAUUUAAGCAUGUACAUUUAGGUGUCUAAGUUGAAAUUAGGAUUAUCUAUGUACCUUCAACAAUAAUCAAUUUGGGAUUUUCUCACUCUUUGAAUAACAAUGAUUAAUGCCCUAAUAAGGGUUGAUUGAUUUUGGUAAAACCUAAAACCAAUAUAUAGUUAUAUUCAUCAAAGCCUAAUUGAUUAGAUUGGGAACUCAAGGUCUACUGUAUGAAUCAUAUAGAAUCUUUGUCUGCAAUAAAUAAAAAAGGCAAAAAUUUAGAAUUAUUGAUUUCUUAAAAUAAAUAGUUGGGGAAGAGAAAGAACUGACCUUUGU
Molecule: messenger RNA, 3481 nt
Organism: Asparagus officinalis (garden asparagus)
Lineage: Eukaryota; Viridiplantae; Streptophyta; Magnoliopsida; Asparagales; Asparagaceae
Product: furostanol glycoside 26-O-beta-glucosidase-like
Exons: 13
Coding region: 98-1678 (526 amino acids)
Biological process (GO): carbohydrate metabolic process
Molecular function (GO): beta-glucosidase activity
Source: RefSeq, a predicted model, not a curated record